This is a messenger RNA of Strongylocentrotus purpuratus (purple sea urchin), 2203 nucleotides long. RefSeq names its product zinc finger HIT domain-containing protein 1. Gene Ontology annotation, biological process: chromatin remodeling. Gene Ontology annotation, cellular component: Swr1 complex. Bases 458 to 1024 code for a protein of 188 amino acids. Gene Ontology annotation, molecular function: nucleosome binding. Lineage: Eukaryota; Metazoa; Echinodermata; Echinoidea; Camarodonta; Strongylocentrotidae. The record is from RefSeq and is a predicted model, not a curated record. The transcript is spliced from 6 exons.
CCGGCUGCCUGAACUUUCCCUAACAUGACGCGAAUAGACCCGGGUAGAUUGACGAAACCACCUUCCACGUACAGUACAGUAGGUCUUGACAAACAACCUUCAUAUAAGAAGGCUGAACUCAAACUUGUUUCAAAACAAAUUUUGUGUACAUGAACUUGAGCUGUGAAUAACAGGAUACAUGAUUUUACAGCAUGAGAAACCCUCUCUGCCUGUAGGCCUUGUUGAGACACCAGACGAAGAGAGGAAAACCUUUCAGAGAGGGGGAAAAAGAGGUGUUUUGACUUGAUUGGGCCAGGGGAAGGAGACAAGGUCCUAAUUGCAGGCUUCCCAUAUUACCGAUCAUCACGUAAUAGAAAGUGCAGUAAACAUGGGAUCAUAACAAGCUGAGAUUAGAUUCACAGGCUUCUUCAACUAAGAUCCACUGGUCCACGAAAACUCAGCAGCCAGAGAAAAAUUUAUGGUAACCUGCCCUCUCUCGACAAGUUAUACACAUUGUGUUGAUCUUGACCGUGUUGUGUGUGGCUGGUACUGGUGUGAAAUCAUGAAAAUGCCGGCGAAAGAGCAAACGAGGGAAUCUGGUCGACAGAAGGAGCUAGCUCAGAGGAGAGUUCUUGACUCCUUCACCCGAGCCAAGCGAUUACGACGACAGCUAGAAGCCCUUGAACAAGACAACUUUCAAGAAGACCCUCACGCAAACCUGGUCCUUCUCAAGAAGAAACUUCCUCAGUUUGAUUCCAAUGAAGACACCCCUACCACUAAGAAGAGAAAGAAGAGAGGAGAUCAUUUCAAGCAGAGGUUUAGAAAGACAUUUCACAUGUUGGUAGAGGAAGAACAGCUGAGUAUGAAUGAACCUCCAAACUACUUGACCUGCUGUAUGCCACACUCACCAGCUCCGCAGAGGAAGUUCUGUGCUGUCUGUGGGUUCCCAUCUAACUAUACCUGUGUGGCUUGUGGAGCUCGAUACUGCUGUACUAAGUGUCUAGGGACUCAUUUGGACACCAGGUGUCUGAAGUGGACUGCAUGAUGUAAGCAAACAGAAACAUACUUUGAAGACAUCUAACCGAGGUUGGUUGAAGGGAUCAUGUCUGCUCAGGCGUGCAAAAUCAAGAUAUGAACAGAUAGGCUACCCUCAUUGUUGGGAUAUUCUCCUCCCGUUGCUAUGUUAGGAAGAGAACAUUGAAGGAUGGGGGUGAUACUUGAUACAGACUAUCUAUAUGAGACCAGGAAGCAACCUCCAAGAUGGAACAUACUACCCUCAGAUCAUGGGAGAACUCUAGAAGGGACGUUAGACUUGUUUCUACAAAGCUAAAUACAAUCAUUGCACCCUUACGAAAGAAGUCAGACUGCACCCUUAUGAAAGAAGUCAGACUGCACCCUUAUGUUACUACAUCUAUUUAAGGAGAAGGUUAAGAAUCUGAGAGAAGGAUCCGACAUUGCCACAGUGAAGCUCCAGGCUUCUACCGUUUCAAAUAAAUGAGUAAGGAAGAACUGCGAUGGGUGUGUUCAACCUGUCAAUCAAUCAUUGCUCCGUUGCCAAGGAAGUCCUGCAGCUGGACAUUAGGGACUUUUAGAUUCGCACGAAGACAAUAGGUCUAUGCUACGAUCGACGUCCUUAUAAAGCACUGCCUUGAAUGGAAGUACCACGUAUCAAUUCACGCAAAUCUAAAAGUCCCUAUUAUCAACCCUUUGCCUACUGACUAUUCUCAUUCCCAUAGGCUUAAUACAGGCACCACUCAGUUCCAGUAGGCAAGGGGUUAAAAGUGAAGAUUAAGUUUUGCCUUGUGUUUCAAAAUUUCAUUUCUUAUUUUGUAAGAGAUAUAGGCUAGAGUUACAAUUUAUUUUUAGAUUGUUUAUGGUUUGGGCUAGGAUUAAGGUCAAGGCCAGAAUUGAAGUUUAGAAUACUAGUGAUAGAAAAUGGCUGGGGAGCAAUUGUCAUAAUAUGUCAUGCAAUGCUGGAGAUUGAAGCCCCAAAGUGUAUGGAAUGUUUCUUGGUUCAAACCCUGAACAUUACAGUUUCAAGUACCCUCUUUUAACCACUUUGCCUCAUCCCAUGCUACUUGGUUCAAACCCUGAACAUUACAUUUUCAAGUCGUGUCUUUUAACCACUGUGCCCCAUCCCAUGUAGAUUGAUUAGAUCAUCCUGUUCAUGGCUAAUAGUUCAUUUUGUUCAGAGAAUAUUUUUCUAAUAAAAUCUUGAAAAUCA